AGGUCUAGUAUAAAAAAGGUUCGAAAGACGUGUUAAAAGUAACAUUCUUUAUAAGUAUGUGGAAUACUGCGCUUUUUCGUAGAAUUGCCAAGUUUGAGAGAAUCCUAACUAACACACAUUGCAUCGUAGUGUCUACCGUUUGUCCCUAACCCAUAUUUUCUUUGCUGUGCCGAGUUCAAUUUUGUUCAGAAUGUGCGAGAUGUGCUUGCUUUGAAGAUCGUUUCCGGCGAUCUGACACGUUUCGACGAGUCGAGACCUAGUCUUUUCUCGAGUUUGCCGGGGUUAUUGUAGUAGAACAAACUCGAUCGAUAGAAAGACUCACGUCGCAAGACGCAAGUCGACGCGGGGGCCUCCGCGUUAUAUACACCAUUACCAUAUACGCUACAACCCUGACAGGAGUUGCAGAAUUUCAGGAAUCAGGAAGAUAUGCUACCACUGGCUACCCCCACAUGUCAGGUGUUACAAUAAGAUGAACUUCUUUCCGGACUUCGAAUACUCUGUCUGGUGCACGACGAACAGUACGCUAAGCGGUCCAGAUGGCAUCGAAUUCGUGGUCGUCUGUUGCGAUCAUUCUGACUACUGCAAUCGCGAUCUAAGGCCUUCUUUUCCUACUCACGAGUCCAGAGGUCGAUCAUAUUCUCGCUUCGUGAACCACCUCGAAGGAGUGUCAUCGAGCGGUGAUGACGCAACAUGGGUCACCUGGAAAAUGGCCUUGACGAUAGCAGUACCAAUAUGCGCGAUCUGCGUAGUCGUAAUGACAAUCUAUCAUAUACACGUGACCAAAAAGAGGCCGGCUAGACACUUUCCGGACGAUUCACUGGAGGCUCCGGACCGACCGAUUCUGGGCGGCGUUACUAUCAGGGACAUGUUGGAGAUGACUACGAGUGGCAGUGGCUCAGUAGGCCUGCCACUUCUGGUACAGCGGAGCAUAGCGCGCCAGAUUCAGCUAGUGGAAACGAUCGGAAAAGGUCGUUUUGGAGAAGUUUGGCGUGGUCGUUGGCGGGGUGAAAACGUCGCCGUGAAGAUUUUCAGCUCGCGAGAAGAGAGAUCCUGGUUUCGGGAGGCCGAAAUUUAUCAGACGGUGAUGCUGAGGCAUGACAAUAUCCUAGGUUUUAUCGCUGCCGAUAACAAAGAUAACGGCACGUGGACACAGCUGUGGCUGAUUACGGAUUAUCAUGAGAAGGGUUCACUCUUCGAUUAUCUCAACAGAUCGACCGUCGACACGAAUGGUAUGAUAAGGAUGGCCUUGUCGAUCGCCACUGGUUUGGCGCAUCUUCACAUGGAAAUAGUCGGCACGCAAGGCAAGCCAGCCAUCGCUCAUCGGGACCUGAAGUCAAAAAAUAUUCUCGUAAAGACUAAUGGUACCUGCGCUAUAGGCGACCUCGGUUUGGCCGCCAGGCACGACGUAAUCACGGAUACUGUCGACAUUCAACUCAAUAACAGAGUCGGCACGAAGAGAUACAUGGCGCCUGAAGUUCUUGAAGAGACGAUAAACAUGAACCACUUCGACUCGUUCAAGAGGGCCGAUGUGUACGCACUCGGUCUGAUCUUCUGGGAGAUCGCUAGGCGUUGCAAUGUCGGCGGGAUUCACGACGAGUAUCAGUUGCCCUUUUACGAUUUGGUGCCUUCCGAUCCAACUAUUGAGGAAAUGAGAAAAGUUGUAUGCACUGAUCGACAGCGACCAUCGAUACCGAAUCGAUGGCAAUCGAUUGACGCUCUGCAGGUAAUGUCGAAAGUAAUGAAGGAAUGUUGGUAUCAUAACGCUGCCGCCAGGCUAACUGCACUCAGGAUCAAGAAAUCGCUCGCUAAUUAUGGCGCUAUGGAUGACCUGAAAUAGAUUAAGCAGUUGCCGAGUUCUUCGAUGAGAAA
Pogonomyrmex barbatus (red harvester ant) is the source of this 1869-nucleotide messenger RNA. It is a transcript of the gene babo, whose product is annotated as TGF-beta receptor type-1 babo. Lineage: Eukaryota; Metazoa; Arthropoda; Insecta; Hymenoptera; Formicidae. The record is from RefSeq and is a predicted model, not a curated record. Gene Ontology annotation, cellular component: plasma membrane; signaling receptor complex. Gene Ontology annotation, molecular function: metal ion binding; ATP binding; transmembrane receptor protein serine/threonine kinase activity. Gene Ontology annotation, biological process: cell surface receptor protein serine/threonine kinase signaling pathway; cellular response to growth factor stimulus; protein phosphorylation.